Daphnia pulicaria is the source of this 1843-nucleotide messenger RNA. RefSeq names its product DNA-directed RNA polymerase III subunit RPC3-like (gene Polr3C). The coding region runs from base 84 to 1652 and encodes 522 amino acids. The record is from RefSeq and is a predicted model, not a curated record. The transcript has 8 exons. Gene Ontology annotation, molecular function: single-stranded DNA binding. Gene Ontology annotation, cellular component: RNA polymerase III complex. Gene Ontology annotation, biological process: DNA-templated transcription. NCBI's taxonomy places the organism in Eukaryota, Metazoa, Arthropoda, Branchiopoda, Diplostraca, Daphniidae.
GUUUCAAAAGUUGUAGUUUAGUGGAUGUUUGAAGAGCACAUGUUCUUUAGAUUCCGAAGGAACAUAACUAAUCAAACGAGAAAAUGUCAUCGUUUACAUUAGGUCACUUUAGCCAAGUAUGCAGCCAGUUGUUAAACCACUACUAUGGAGAAAUUGUCGGCCAAGUCGGAUCCUAUUUACUUAGGCGAGGCAAUCGUAUGUUGACCGACAUACGUACUGCAACCGGCUUGUCCAUUCGCGAAGUUAAGAAAGCUUUGGCUGUGAUGAUUCAACAUAACCUAGUCAAAUUCCAAGCAAGUGAACGGAAUAACAUUGUUGCAGAGUACUCAAUGAUGCAUCACAAUGUCUACUGUCUCAUUAGAUACCCAAAGUAUCUAUACAUGAUUAAGAGGAUUUAUGGGACAUCGGAAGAAAUUCUGCUAGAGAUCUUGCUAAAUCUAGGACAAGCAAGUGCUUCCAAUGUUAUUUUCCAUUCAGCAAAUAGGCUGAACGAAGCUAAUGAUAGUGAAGUUUUAAGUCCCUCAGCCCUCCAUCAAAGUUUUCAAAGACUUGCCCAAGAUAACUUCAUCAUUAGAUGCCCAAAGCUUGCAGAAAACGCAACUUUACUAAAAGUGCCCACACUUGAAAUUGAAGAGAAAGAAAAAUUUGCUGUUCCAAACGUGGAGAUUGAACCUAUAGCCAGAAUGCUGAAAGAAAAAGCAACUCAGUUAGGCGGACAUUGCGACAGCGAAAUAAUUUGGCGUGUAAAUCACGAACGAUUUGACAUUGAAUUGAGGAAUGUGAUUCUAGUCAAUGCUGCUGCCAGAAGAGUGGAUACAACAGCUGGCGAAUUAUACCAUUUAAUCCUCAAGCUCUGGCGCGAAAGUAGCAACCCCGAUUCACCAGCAACAACUCCCGUAUCCUACAACGUAAUUAAGGAUGCCGUUAGAAAAAACGACAGUAGUCCGAUUUUGUUGGAACAUUUCGAUCACUACUUGAGAGUGCUGCACGAGGAUUCUGCUGGUUUGAUUGACAAACCGGGCGAUGCUGGUGGCGGUCAAUUCAAUCUUGACUAUUCGAAAGUUUUCGAAAAUUUGGCUUGCGCUUCGUUGGACUCGAUUGUACUAGAAAGAUUUGGAUCGAAAGCUUUACGACUCUUUAGACUGACUCGGAUUCAGAAGUUUAUGGAACAAGACCAGAUGCAGAAUGUUGCAAUGAUUCCGGCCAAGGAAGCCAAAAUGUUCACCUACAAAUUGCUGGAACACAACUUUCUACAAAUCAAGGAACUGAAAAAGGGGACUUCCAAUUUUGCUCCGGUCAAAUCCUUCAUUUUGUACCACGUCGACUUACCUCAGGUUGUCCGGACAGUACUGGAAGCGAGUUACAAAGGCUUAUUUAACGCUAUGGUACGGCAAAUGCACGACUUGACAGAAAACAAACGCCUGCUUGAAAAACAUGCCAUGUUGGAAUCAAUGCUUGAACGUCUAAAAGGAGAUGAUGGAGUUCCCGAAGAGGAAAUAGCAGAAUUAUCCGAUACGAUGCACCCUGCCGAAAAGUCUUUAGUGGAAAAAAUUCACUUAAUGAGUGAUAAUCUGACGUUAGGACAAACCCAGGCAGACGAAACAAUCCUAAUAUUGGAAAGUUAUUUAAAGUUUAAAUCAAAGGAAUUGUAACAUUGGGUGUCACGAAUCUGACGUUGUCUGGGUUUGGGUUUUGGAUGUGAAACUGCUGCGUAAUUGUCGAAGAUGUUCAAGAAAGCAAUCAAGGAUCAUCCCUUAACCUAACUCAUGUCAUGUGUCGCUCGAAAUUGUCUUGGAUUGUAAAAUUUUGUUCGAGAAUAAUAACUAAGCAUUUUUCAACAUUC